GUGGGAAUUAGUUUUCAAAGUUGUGACUGGCGGACCAUUUGGAGCUUAUGAUUUAUUCAUAAAUAAUGGCACACGCAAUAUAAACAACUUGGCAGCCCAGCAACUGACGAAUCAGGUUUUGGAUCAUUACAAAUCUGAUGUCAUGGACAAUAUGCAUUCAAACGGCGUCACUAAGAUAAGGGUAUCCUACUACUUCGGAGGCGUUGAAGCUCAGUACUUUGUUUUUGACGCAGUAGGGGCCAACAAAACUGGAUGGUUCAGUCGAUAUCGAUUGUUGGAGACCAGCUAUGAUAUCACGGCGUUUGGAAAUGCAACAGGCAUUUUUGGAGAGUAUUUUAGUCUCGAGGGCGAUACAGUGAGCUCUAAGACUUCUCCGGUGCAUCGACAUUUUUACGUUAACCAGGGUUAUUACCAAUGUUUAAAAGAUCUAGGCUGGACGCAUGUUGUUGAUGGACUAGGGCCUUGUUCAUAUGAAACACUACCUACAACCGCUGUUUAUUACGUUAAUACAUCAUCAUAUUCGUUGAUGCCUGGACAGACUGCUGAUUUCAUGGCAGUAUUUGUAAAAAGAGGAAUUUGCAGAUCAUCAUCAUCUUUACUUGGUAAGGAAUAUCUGUUGAACAACGAGACAGAGGAAAUUCAGCAGAGGAUAAACGAAAUCAAAGCAAAUUUAACAAUAUCAGUGAACACUACGUCACAGUAUCUCCGCAGUAAAACAUGCGCAGAAGAUGAACGAAUGACAUCACGUGCCAUUGGAUUUGUUUUUGGAGUUGGUCUUAUUUCUGUCUUGUCUGCUCUGAUCUUAUUUCCCGAUAUCCAUAUAUUUAUUAACCAUGCUUUGAAAGGAGUUUCAAAGAAAACAGGUCAAAACAAUGUGACAAAAUGAAAUGAGUGAAUAUCUAGUUGCAGUUACAGUUGUGUUAUUGUAUUAUUGCUGGACGUAUUUACUAUAGCAAAGUUCAUCACGUGCCGUAGGAUUCGUUCUUUUGUGAUCUGCUAUGACUGAGUGCAUUUACGGUGUAUGAGAGAUACGGCAAACUUCCGUAUUUGCGCACACAUCACGCUUUGAACUAUUUUGUUAACUAUACAGUGACAGCACCAUGUAAAUAUUUAAUUGAUAGUUUUAUAAUCAAGGAGCAAUAUUUUAUUUGUUUUAUAUAGAGAUGUAAACAUUUAUACAGUUAUAUGAUGGUUUAAAUAAUAUUUUCCUUUUUUACAUGCAAAAGAAUUUCGCUCAAAAGUACACUUCGUCGUCUAUUCAUAUAUUUAUUAUAUUUUUUGAAUGUUGUACGUGUAAGUAAAACAUGAACAAAUAUUUCACUUUGAUAACUGGUAUCACAUGUCAAUCAUUCUUUUAAGAGGAACACUAGUACUAAUCCUCCAAAGACGUUGAUUCGCUUUACUUUAAAACUAGUUUAACAUUUUGUGGCGGUAGACUUGUUUAUUUUAUGUGUAUUAAUUAAUAUUUCAGUAAUUGAAUUGUAUUUAAUCAGCAUAUGUUUAUGUGUAUUAGUGUGCAUAUUGUUAUUAUAGUAAUAUUGUUCACGUAUAUCAAGUUGUCGCAUUCGUUGUAUAAUUAACGUCAUUCGUUAAGUAUGACGUCACAGUACGUCCCGGCCCGGGGUAGCCCGACGUUGUUUUGUAUGUCCAUAUAUUGUUGAGAAGCAGGAUUUGAGAGAGUGGGGUGGAAAACAUUUGAACAGUAAGCACUGUUAUUGUUACGCUGUGCAAGUAUUGUUGUAAUAUCUUAAUAAACGGUUAUAAAACUAGAAUCGAUUCCUGUGCUUAAUUCGGGACUAUAUACAGUACUGUAUAACAUUGGGCAACCGCCCGUUACAUUUUUGGGGGCUUCGUCCGCGGGAUAUUGAUUCUGGUUUUAACUGUUUGUUUUGUAUAGUUUGUUACAAAGGAAAAAAACUAAAGCCAAUGGCUUCGAAUGAAUCAUUUUUACAUAACUUGUCCAGUGGUUUUAACGGGUUUGUGAAAUUUUUCACACCAAGUUUCUUGAUGCGCGGAUCUCCGCCAUUAUUGACAACAGACGAUAAGUCCGCUCCCUUAGAUCAGAACAGAUCUUUCGAGAAUAACGGCGAAUGUAGACAUAUAUGUAACAAAGCAGUUAGUAAGAAAGCUCAGAACUUACCCCUAGACAUUGACUGUUCAGAGACCGAAUACGAGUCCGAGCGCUUAUUUAAUGGAACGUUUGAUCCGCCUCUUGACAGUCUUGGAAAGAACGAUAACUCAGUCGUUAGACCAAAAUCUUAUCAAAACAAUGAUCGAUGUCUUUCAAAAUCAGAAAGUGAAUUUAUCACUUGUACGUGUCCGCGACACAGAAAUUGUAGGUCGGUCGCUGAUCAUUCAUCACAGAAACACGAUCCGUACCCCUUUCCAGAUACACAAGUUCAUGUUGAAUCAGGUUUGUUUUCACGUUCACAACAAAGUCCUCUCCACUGUUUCGAUAGGAAUGAAGAAUUAUCGUGUGAUUCAAGACAACGUGUAUCAUAUAGGAGAAUGAAUACUCCUGAUAUAGUUGAAACAUUCACACAUAAUCCAAAAUAUUUUGGAAGAAACAUAAAUCCU
Molecule: messenger RNA, 2577 nt
Organism: Magallana angulata
Lineage: Eukaryota; Metazoa; Mollusca; Bivalvia; Ostreida; Ostreidae
Exons: 5
Coding region: 143-886 (247 amino acids)
Source: RefSeq, a predicted model, not a curated record